This is a messenger RNA of Cimex lectularius (bed bug), 921 nucleotides long. RefSeq names its product triosephosphate isomerase-like. NCBI's taxonomy places the organism in Eukaryota, Metazoa, Arthropoda, Insecta, Hemiptera, Cimicidae. Gene Ontology annotation, cellular component: cytosol. Gene Ontology annotation, molecular function: triose-phosphate isomerase activity. Gene Ontology annotation, biological process: glyceraldehyde-3-phosphate biosynthetic process; glycolytic process; gluconeogenesis. The transcript has 5 exons. Bases 95 to 841 code for a protein of 248 amino acids. The record is from RefSeq and is a predicted model, not a curated record.
CAGGAACAAAUGUCAAGUGGUUGUCCGGUGGCAGUGCCCAUUGAUCAAACUUCUGUUGAACUUGUUCUAGUCUCGUUCAGCCUUGCCGUUCAAAAUGACCAGGAAAUACUUUUGCGCCGGGAAUUGGAAGAUGAACACGCUCAAAAAGAACGUAGAAGAGAUUCUGACCAAUUUAAAAAAUAAUGUGGACGGCGAAAACGCUGACAUUGUUGUGGCUCCACCAGCUGCUUAUCUUCAAAUGGUGCAGAGUCAAAAACCGUCCUAUGUACAACUUGCGGCUCAGAAUUGUUUCAAGAAGUCUACCGGAGCUUUUACAGGUGAAAUAAGUCCCACGAUGCUUCUUGAUUUUGGAACUAAAUGGGUCAUUCUGGGGCAUUCAGAGCGAAGGCACGUUUUUGGCGAGACUGAUGAAUUAAUCUCGGAGAAAGUUAGCCAUGCUUUAAAAGAAGGCCUUCACGUGAUAGCCUGCAUCGGAGAGACAAAGGAGCAAAGACAGUCAAAUCAAACAGCUAAGGUUGUUCAGGAACAACUCAAAUCGAUCGCUUCCGGUGUGACAGAUUGGACCAAAGUGGUCAUUGCCUAUGAGCCAGUCUGGGCGAUCGGCACUGGCAUCGUUGCCACACCUGACCAGGCACAAGAAGCACACAAGCUAAUUCGUAGUUGGAUCGCAGAUAACGUGUCGUCGAAUGUCGCCGACCAUGUCAGAGUAGUGUAUGGAGGAUCGGUCAAUGCAGCCAACUGCAAAGCCUUGAGCAAGCUCAAUGAUGUCGAUGGCUUUCUAGUCGGAGGAGCUUCUCUGACAGCAGAAUUCGCCACUAUCUGCAAUGCUACAAAAGCUUAACAUUUCACUAUAAAUAAAAAUUACAAAUAUUUUCAUAUGUUAUCCAUAGAUUAUAUUCUUAUUAAAUAUACAUAGUUUAA